AUUGGUCAACUGGAAUCACGUGUCAUGCGUCAUCUUAUCCCACGGCCAGCCCAGGGCACGCUGAUUGUCUACAGCGGCAGCAUAGCGGUUGGUUGCAUCUUCGUCGCUGAACUGUCCAACUGGAGCAGCAUUUCUCUGUCUCGGAUAGACCAACACUGCAAACCUGAAGCACCAUUUUAUUGCAGCUAUGCCUCCUCCAAUUCGUCACCGCUCCAUGCGCAUCUUUGUCAAUGAUGAUCGCCACGUCAUGGCCAGGCACUCGACCAUCUAUCCCACCCAAGAAGAGCUCGAGGGAGUGCAGAACAUGGUGUCCCACACUGAACGAGCUCUUAAGGGUGUCUCUGAUUGGCUGGACGAGCAAGAGAAGGGAACCGCCAAAGCAAACACCUUGGAGCCGGAAGGAGAAAAAGAGACAGAGCCCAAGCCUGGGGACCAGCUCACACGGUCUCUGCGCGGAGUAAUGCGCGUUGGGCUGGUCGCUAAAGGUCUUCUGCUGAAGGGAGAUCUGGACCUGGAGCUUGUGCUGUUGUGCAAAGACAAACCCACCAUCACCUUGCUGAAGAAGGUUGCAGAGAAUCUAGCCGAGCAACUUAAGGUCAUCACCGAAGAGAAAUAUGAAGUCAAGCCUUUUGUCCGCGAGGCCACCAUUGUCAUCAAAAACUCCAAAGAGCGACCUUUGACUUUGACCAUUCACCUGACGUCACCUCUCGUGCGGGAGGAGGUGGAGAAGCAAGCAGCUGGAGAAACGCUAUCAGUCAACGAUCCCCCGGAUGUUCUGGACAGGCAGAAAUGCCUGGCUGCAUUGGCGUCUCUCCGCCACGCCAAGUGGUUCCAGGCCAGGGCUAAUGGACUCCGAUCCUGUGUGAUCGUCAUCCGCAUCUUUAGGGAUUUGUGCGCUCGUGUUUCCACCUGGGCACCUCUCACUGGAUGGCCAUUAGAACUGCUGUGCGAGAAAGCGAUUGGCACCGGGAACCGACCAAUGGGAGCGGGAGAAGCCCUCCGCAGAGUUCUAGAGUGUCUUGGAUCUGGAAUCCUCUUGGAAGGUGGUCCUGGCAUCUGUGACCCGUGCGAAAAGGAACCAACUGAUGCCAUUAGUCACAUGAACACCCAACAACGAGAGGACAUUACACAAAGUGCUCAGCAUGCCUUGAGGCUUUCUGCUUUUGGACAGCUGCACAAAGUACUUGGUAUGGACCCGCUCCCCUCGAAGAUGCCCAGAAAACCAAGAAGUGAAACUAUUAUAGACUACACGGUUCAGAUCCCACCCAGCGCGAACUACGUACCCCCACUGAAACGCCCUAUAGAGGAGGAGACAACAGACGAGAAGAAUCCAAAUAAGAAGAAAAAGAAGUUGCAGAAGAAAUCUACGGACGAUAAGGCUGAACCUUCGCAGGCAAUGAAUGCUCUGAUGCGACUGAACCAGCUGAAGCCAGGGCUCCAGUAUAAACUCAUCUCUCAGACCGGUCCGGUUCACGUGCCGGUUUUCACCAUGGCUGUGGAGGUGGAUGGAAAGACCUUUGAAGCUUCAGGUCCCUCCAAACGUGCAGCGAAGCUACAUGUGGCUGUCAAAGUCUUGCAAGAUAUGGGUCUGCCUACCGGAGUUGUUGCCGAAACAACAGUGAAACAAGAAGAGCCACUGGUGACCCCACAGGAGACCGUGCUACCACCAGUGGCACAAAUGGAGCCAGAGCUAGCAUCCACCAACACGGACAACAUUAAUGACGAGAACUCUCGAGCGCAGGGCCCUAUCCUCACCAAACAUGGGAAGAAUCCGGUGAUGGAGCUGAAUGAGAAACGCAGGGGACUGAAGUACGAGCUCAUCUCUGAAACGGGCGGAAGCCAUGACAAGCGCUUCGUCAUGGAGGUGGAGAUCGAUGGAGAGAAGUUUCAGGGUACCGGUUCUAAUAAAAAGGUGGCGAAGGCUUAUGCGGCAUUGGCAGCCCUGGAGAAGCUCUUCCCAGAAGGCUCUAAUGCGGACGCAAACAAGAAAAAGAAAAUGGCUUCAAUGCAUCCCACUGGAUUUAUGAUGAGUGGGCCUCCUGGUGACCUGGCAGCCAAUCCUAGAGGCAGAGGAAGAGGGCGUGGAAGGGGGCGGGGUAGAGGAUUUAACAACGGUGGAGGAUUUAAUCAAGGUGGAUAUGGAUCAUAUGGCUAUGGGAGCAAUGCUAACACUGGCUACAGUGACUUUGUCUCAGACUCCUAUGGCAACAACGAAUUUGCGACACAAUCCGACGAGUCUUUUCAAUAAGCAUGCAAAAUAAAUGAAAACUAGAGACUUGGUUUACCCGCAUUAUGAAUUUUACUUGUGAAGUAUUACCCACGAUCUCACCUUUAAAAAAAAAACUCCCCGACGAUCACCUUAACACUGUGGAUGCAAAUGGGACUAUGCUGCAUUUGGCUGCUGUGGAAACCAGAAAAAGACGUGAUUGGUCGUUGACCUGUUUUUCGUGCUGUGAUUGAAUUUUCAGUUUUCACUUGAAGUCACUGUAUGAGCCAUUUUUGCCUCCGGUUUUGUUGUACUUUCUGAAAUUAUGUCAGUAGUAAUUACAUUUCAAUUAGUCUCUUCUGUGCAUUGUCAUGUCGUGUCGUUUUUUUAAUUUUUUAAAUGACAAAUAAAUCUUUUGUAUUGUGGUGAAUACCAUUGACUGUAAAGAAUGGGUUUCUUAACGGGUUAUGGAAAGGGGUAGAUGCAGAUUUUUUUUUAAACAUGCAUUGUGAACCAGUGAACAAACAAAGCAUCUAUUUGCGGCAUUUUUAUUGUUUUAUAGUUUGCUUGGUAUUUAGUUGCUUCAUAAUAAAAUCUGUGUAAAUUUUUUUACCUGCAAGACAAACAAAACAUUUAAUAAAUCUCGAUGAUAAAUCUCGAAGGUUUGAGGUCGUGUGCGCGUGCGUGUGUGUGUUAGGGAUGGGCGAUAAUUUCCAUGUGAUUGUCAUUGCGCAUCUCGUCAGUCGGUUUCUUAAUUAAUUGUAAAUUGCUUUCAGAUGGAGCGGCAUUUACUACACAAAGCCGUAGUUCACUUACAAUCAGGGCUAUUUUGCAUUUAUUAUCGCGGACGUAUCGCCUGCGAUACGCAUAUGAUAUGGCCCAGCUUGUCAGUGAACUAUGGCUUUGUGUAGUAAAUGCCGCUCCAUCUGAAAGCAGCUGAUGGUGUUUUAUAUAGACGGUUUCAGCAGUAACAAAAUAAACAAGCGGCUAAUAACAAAAAAGUACUUUAAACAUAGUUUAUUUAUAUAACAAGCAAAAACAACAACACAUAGAUUAUAUAGGACACCAAAACGUGUUAUUUUCGAUGAGGCAUUUGUUCAAGAGAUCAGUUUAGCAACUAGUCAGACCAUUAAAAAAAAAUAACCGGAAGUAAAGUUCGGAUCCAGACGUGCAUCACGUGCGUCCGAUGAAACCGUCUAUUACUAAUAAAGGAACUGGCUUCACUGACGAGAAGCGCAUGAUAUUGCAUGCAAAUUUGUGUGCGUGUGUGUGUUUUGUGAUGACUUUUUGCUGUGAAUAUUCAUUUGCUAAAGUUGCAUUCAAACUAACCAGUAGUAACAACUUUUUUUAAUCCAAUUGGAAUCAUUUUAUUCCAGUUAUAUAAAAUCUGGAACCAUAAAAUAAAAUUUUAUGAACAAUUAUAAUUGGCUAAUGGCGUUAUUGUAACGUGACUUUUAAACAAUACUGGAUAUUUAUUAGGGAUGCACCGAUAGGAUUUUUUUGGGCCGAUACCGAUUUAAACAGACAACUUCUGGCCGAUACCGAUAUUAAACACUUGUAUACAAUACUAUACAGUUGGUCUAUUAGCUAGUUUAUUUCUGCAUCAAAUUAUUUUAACUGAACAUGGAUUGGAUCUAAUUAACAUUCAACUGACCAACAUGAUAAGAGAGGCACAAAUUAAGCUAAAACAAAUAUAAUAAGACAGCAUGACAACCUUCAAAGGUGGUUUUUGCUAUUCAGCAUUUAUUUUAUUAACAACAUUAACUAAUUUUUUACAUAUAAUGGAUUUCUUUAUGCAGUUAAUUAAUAAACAAUCGGUAUCGGCCUUUCUCGUGCUAUUGCCGAUAUGCCGAUGGUUUCAAAUUCAUCAAAAAUCGGCCGAUAAAUAUCGGUGGCCGAUACAUCGGUGCAUCACUAAUAUUUAUUAUGUUUGAAUGUUAAAAAGAUUGAAGUCAGGUUGGAAACAACCUAAUUUAUCAUGAAUAACAAAAAGCUGUAAACGUUUUUAGGUUUUUGGUUCAAUAAAUGUAAAAAGCAUGCACAAAUUAAUUUGACAUUAUGACUGUGCAACCUAUAAAAGUACAUUUUGGUUUCAUUUUUUUUCCAUCACCAUGUAUGGAUGUUUAUUUUGUACCAAGAUGCAAUGUACAGCAAAAAUGUUUUUAGGCUCUUACUGAAAGAAAAGCCAUUAAAAACUCAAAACCGUCUGAAAA
Molecule: messenger RNA, 4419 nt
Organism: Misgurnus anguillicaudatus (oriental weatherfish)
Lineage: Eukaryota; Metazoa; Chordata; Actinopteri; Cypriniformes; Cobitidae
Product: interleukin enhancer-binding factor 3 homolog
Cellular component (GO): precatalytic spliceosome
Molecular function (GO): single-stranded RNA binding; double-stranded RNA binding
Source: RefSeq, a predicted model, not a curated record